Messenger RNA from Bufo bufo (common toad), 4358 nucleotides. It is a transcript of the gene RAPH1, whose product is annotated as Ras association (RalGDS/AF-6) and pleckstrin homology domains 1. Gene Ontology annotation, biological process: signal transduction. Gene Ontology annotation, cellular component: plasma membrane; cytosol. The coding region runs from base 205 to 4029 and encodes 1274 amino acids. NCBI's taxonomy places the organism in Eukaryota, Metazoa, Chordata, Amphibia, Anura, Bufonidae. The transcript is spliced from 15 exons. The record is from RefSeq and is a predicted model, not a curated record.
CCGGCCGGGAGGACGGGCCCUCCAUCCCCACCUUCUCCUCCUCCCAUCUCCUCCCCUCCCUCACCCCCUCCUCCCCGGUGCCGCCGUCACUCUCAAGCCGGGAGCCGAGGGAAGCUUAGAGGCCGCCGGUGUCCACGCUGUGCCCGGAGCCGCAUUGGGAAUACGUCAGGAGGAUCCCGGGGCUGUGACCACACCGCUGCCAAGAUGGAGCAAUUAUCAGAUGAGGAGAUUGAUCAUGGAGCAGAAGAGGACAGUGAUAAGGAAGACCAGGAUCUGGAUAAGAUGUUUGGAGCUUGGCUAGGGGAGCUGGACAAGCUUACUCAGAGUCUGGACACUGAGAAGCCAGAAGAACCAGUGAAGAGAUCACCUCUGCGCCAUGACACCAAUCUUGCUAACUUUUCGUAUAGGUUUUCCAUGUACAACAUAAAUGAAGCUUUAAAUCAAGGGGAAACCGUGGAUUUAGAUGCUCUCAUGGCAGACCUCUGCUCAAUUGAGCAGGAACUUAGCAGCUUUGGGUCCCAUUCCUCCAUGAACACCCAUAAGACUCAUGAACGCAGGUCUUCCCAGAAGCCACCAGCUGGACGUACAAGCACCAAACAGAGCAGUUUAAGAGGAUUGCCUUCUUCAUCUGGGAGGAUAACUAAACCUUCUCAUGCCAAUUUUUCAUUGGAUGAUAUCACUGCACAGUUGGAACAGGCCUCUCUAAGCAUGGAUGAGGCGGCACGGCAGACAGCUGUAGAAGAUGCUAAGCCAGCUGUAACCAUCCAUCAUAGGCGGACAGCUUCAGCAGGCACAGUCAGCGAUAGUGAUAUUCGUUCUGUUAGCAACUCCUCACGUUCCAGCAUUACAUCAGCAACCUCCAGUAUGGACUCCCUGGAUAUUGACAAAAUGACAAGACCUCAGGAGCUAGACCUGAUACAAAGUCAGCCCAUUUCUGAGCACUCCUAUCUGGACAGGGAGACCUCCCUUCUGCUCAGAAACAUUUCGGGAAAGCCCUCUCACUUGCUGACUAAGGAGGAACAGGCUGCUAAAAUAAAGGCAGAGAAGAUUCGAGUAGCUUUAGAAAAGAUAAAAGAAGCUCAAGUUAAAAAGCUGGUGAUCCGAGUGCACAUGUCAGAUGACAGCUCCAAGACAAUGAUGGUGGACGAGAGGCAAACAGUACGCCAGGUCCUGGACAACUUGAUGGACAAAUCCCACUGUGGAUACAGCCUGGAUUGGUCACUAGUUGAGACCAUUUCUGAGCUACAAAUGGAUCGUAUCUUUGAAGAUCAUGAAAAUUUAGUUGAGAACUUAUUGAACUGGACUCGGGAUAGCCAGAACAAGCUGAUGUUUGUGGAGCGCAUUGAGAAAUAUGCUUUGUUCAAAAAUCCACAAAACUAUCUUUUAGGAAGGAAAGAGACUUCGGAGAUGGCUGACAGAAAUAAGGAAGUCUUAUUAGAGGAAUGCUUCUGUGGUAGUUCAGUAACUGUCCCGGAAUUAGAGGGAGUCCUGUGGCUGAAGGAUGAUGGAAAGAAGUCCUGGAAGAAGAGAUAUUUCCUACUCCGAGCAUCUGGUAUUUACUAUGUACCAAAAGGGAAAGCAAAGGCAUCUCGAGACCUUGUCUGCUUCCUUCAGCUGGAUCAUGUCAAUGUUUACUAUGGUCAGGAGUACCGGAGCAAGUACAAAGCUCCUACAGACUACUGCCUAGUAUUAAAGCAUCCCCAAAUCCAGAAAAAGUCUCAGUAUAUCAAGUAUCUGUGCUGCGAUGAUGUCCGAACAUUGCACCAGUGGGUUAAUGGAAUCCGUAUAGCAAAGUAUGGGAAGCAGCUUUACACUAAUUAUCAAGAGGCCUUGAAGAGGACAGAAGCUGCUUAUGACUGGACAUCUUUGUCCAGCUCCAGCAUGAAAUCUGGGUCCAGCUCUUCUAGUUUACCAGAAUCCCAGUCAAACCAUUCAAACCAGUCAGAUAGUGGACUGUCUGAUUCCCUGGCCACCAGCCAUGUACGUUCCCAGAGCAUCGUGAGCUCGAUCUUCUCUGAAGCCUGGAAGAGAGGAACCCAGCUGGAGGAAUCCAGCAAGGCUCGUAUUGAAACUCUAACACGUCCCUUAACUUCAUUGACCCCUCAGUCACAGGUUCAGAUAAGAGCUGUCUCUCCACAUGGGUUAUCUCAACCCUCACCGCUUGCACCACCACCUCCUCCUCCACCACCACCUCCACCGCCGCCUCCACCACCUCCUCCACCUCUUCCCACACAUUCCAAAUCCACCCCAAUAUUAUUUGCAAAGUACAGUACAAUUACAAGAUUGCAAAAUGCUGCCCAAUAUCCAGGGCCUCAUUUUAAGGCACCAUCAGCUACCCAUGUAGUGCAACAUUCUACACUAAGUACAAAACCUCAAAUGGUUGUCACUCCAAAUGGAGCUAUUCCUCCACCCCCACCACCUCCCCCUCCACCUCCACCACCUCCCCCUGGUUCUGCUAUGGCAAUGCUAAAACCUAACCCAUGUGCACCAUCCACUCCUCAGUUUACACCACCACCCCCUCCUAUAAAGAUUAAUCAAGUUCCACAGAAUAUUACUAUCCAGAGUGCACAGCCUCCUCCACCGCCACCAUUACCACCACCUCCACCCCCUCCUCCUCCACCUUCAUUCCAAGCUCCUGUCAAGCAAUUUCCACCUGUAAGUAAAAUUACAGCCCCUGUUUGUAAUCCACCAAUUACAGCAACCACAGGACCACCUACAGCACCCAAAAAGCAGUUGCACUUUACUCCUUCCCAAAUUCAACAACCUUUAAUAUCUACAUCAGCUCCAUCCGGUCCUACACCACCACCACCAACAUUACCGAAACAGCAAAGUUUUUCUACCAAGCCUCCUUCCUCUCCACAGUCAGCCAUGCCCUCGGUUAAGCAAAUUGUUAGUCAGUUUCCACCACCUGUUCCGUCAGAUCCUACUAAGCCAGCAACACCAAGUACUGCUCCUCAGUCUCCCCCAGCUGUGAAAGCAAAACCAAAAUGGCAGCCGUUUUCUGUUCCUUCACCAGAAUUUCCUCCUCCUCCUCCUGAAAGUAGCUUAGCAUUACUUCCUCCACCGCCCCCGCCCCCUCCACCCCCACCUUCAACAUCCCCUGUUCCACCACCUUCCCCUACACCAGACAAAACAGGUUCCCCUAUUAAGAAACAAACCAAGACAUCAAGUCCUGGAGGGAAAAAACCUCCACCCACACCACAGCGAAAUUCUAGUAUUAAGUCCAAUAGUUCUGCUGAGUAUCAUGAAUCCAAGAAGACAUCUGUGGACAGUCUUGUGUGUAAAUUUUCAGAGCCCCCUGGAUCUCCUUCUAAAGAGUCAUUACCCCCACCAGCAGCUCCGCCAAAACCUGUUAAACUUAAUCUUUCAGGGGUAAACUUGCCAAUGGUUUUUCAACAAGGAAAUCUCUCUGCCCAUAUUAUUCAUACAGCAAAAGAACACACAACAGAAUUUCCAUCUCCUCCUUCUGAUUCAGAGUCUGAAUUUCCUCCUCCACCAGCUGAUCUUGAGCUUCUACCCCCUCCACCUCCACCUGUAGAUGCCCCACCAAUGUUAUUUUCUGGAAAUACCUCACCAAAAGUAGCAGUAGUGAAUCCACAGCCGCAGACCUGGUCCAAAUCGUCUGUAAAGAAAGCGCCACCUCCUACUAGGCCAAAACGGAAUGAUAGUAUGAGAGCAAUGCAAGCUGAAAUGACAGAACCUGCCCCUGCAAGUCCACAAGUUCCAACUUCACCCAAGCCUGGCCUUAGUGUACAGCCUGGAUUCCUUGCUGACCUAAAUAAGACUCUGCAGCGAAAAUCUAUUACUCGACAUAGUUCUCUGUCCUCAGCCCGUUUAUCACGGCCUGAACCCACUGCUACUAUGGAUGAUAUGGUAUUGCCUCCUCCACCACCAGAACUUUUAGGCGAUCAUCAAAAAGCUAAUUGCUAUGGAGGCAGUCAUUUAUCAGGCUAUGCAACGUUACGAAGGGGACCACCACCAGCCCCACCUAAAAGAGACCAGAAUACCAAACUUUCUGGAGACUGGUAACCCAUGUCAUAAACAUUUUUGGACGACUUGCACACCCGGCUGACAAAUGUACCAUUAAUUUAGAUUCAUUGUAUAAUAUUCAAUCAAACAUUGCCUUUUCAGAAUAAGGGUCAUUGUGCACUUUUCUGGACAGAAAAAGAAUCUGGUGAUCAGUUACUAUUCUCAGUAUGGACAGGACCAAAAGUCUACUCAUAAUCUACAUAUAAUGAAAUCUUUUUGUAGUGUACGUUGGUGUGCAGUGUGUCUCUGCAUGUAUUCCUACAAUAGGCAUAUAAUUCUGUAAGUAAUAAUAUAGCAGCUGUAAAAUAAAAGAUAACAAGAAUGUUUUA